AUAACAAUUCCGCCGCUGAAAAUGCAUCUAAGAGCCUUUCAGUGACGAAAGCUUCAACUUUCUUUUACUUUAGGUACUUACCUUACUCUUCACAAUACACUAAUAGCUCCCGACCUCAAUGGCUCCGUUCCAGACCUACGAGGUUUGAAUUCCUCUGUGUCGCUUCUGCUGCUGCUAAUGUCAAAGCUGAUGUCCGAGCCUUUUUGGCUCAUCUUACUCCCCUAAUUAUAUAUAAAAAAGAAAAACAUUCAGCUUAUACUUAAGAUACCCUUUUCUUCUUCAAAAUGCGCGCGACCACGGUUUGUCUGCGCAAGGGAUUCGUGCGCCGGAGCAUCGACGAAUUCAAGCGCCUCUCCAACAUAGCGCUCAAGCUCGAAGGCAUAAAAGGCCCCUCGGGCCCGCUCCCCCUCCAUGACUUCCACAAGCCCGAGUCCCUCGAGGAGUGCAAGGUGAUGUCAGACGUCGACAUCGGCGGGUUUUCCAAAGCCGCGCUCGACUGGAUCCCCGCUUCAUCUUCCGAAGGGGACAACAACAACAACAAUGCGCAUGGCUACGCGCGCUUCCACGGCAGCAUAUCGACCGCCCUACCCCCCCAUCGGCCCGAGGUCCAGCGCUCCGGAUACGCGGCAUGGCGGACUCUCGACCGCCCCCCUACGAUCUUCGGGCGCGCGCUGUGGAACAUCGACAUGUACACGUACCUGGGGCUGCGCAUCAAGUCGGACGGGCGGAGCUACUUCGUGAACGUGCAGACGGACUCGCUGGUGCCGACGGACCUGCACCAGCACCGGCUGUUCGCCAAGCGCCCCGGCGAGUGGGAGACGGUGCUCAUCAAGUGGAACGACUUCGUGCGGACGAACCACGGCUUCGUCGUCGAGCCCCAGACCGAGAUGCUCCGGCAGAAGGUCAAGUCCAUCGGCGUCGGCCUGACCGACCGCGUCCCCGGCCCCUUCGAGCUGUGCAUAGAGAGGAUCUGGGCGACGAAUAAUAUGAACGAGGAGGGGCAGCAUGUUGUUGUCGAUGACGAGCCGCCGGUUGCCAGAGAGGGGCAGUUGAAGGAUAAGAAGGGAAGACAUAUUAGCUGGUCCGAUAAGUGACCUUGGAACAUCCAUCACCGUAUUGGAAAUCUACGUCAUAUUGGGUUAUGCGUUACAAGGGGAUGUGGACUUUUUUUUUCUUCGUAUUACGCGAAGAACUACUACUAACACCUACGGCCCCCAUACGACUUAAAAGUCAUCAAAUGAAUAUAUCCGCAGUCACGAAAAGACCGUGUUCACGGAUAAAUGUAUCAAAGCUGGCGCCGAGAGGGAGGCUUCCAGCUAUACGCAUACGUGUAACUCUAGAAAGAACAAACCUUUCACCACCUACCUAUCGUAAGAUUGCCUGAGUUUAGCAAUGACAAAAAAGAUGGGAAUUGCAAGUCGACUGUACCAAAAUAACAGCUCCUGUAGUUAGCUUAGUAUCUGGUGCAAUGGGAAAAUGUUGAACGAUG
Molecule: messenger RNA, 1489 nt
Organism: Daldinia caldariorum
Lineage: Eukaryota; Fungi; Ascomycota; Sordariomycetes; Xylariales; Hypoxylaceae
Product: CIA30-domain-containing protein
Exons: 2
Biological process (GO): mitochondrial respiratory chain complex I assembly; mitochondrial electron transport, NADH to ubiquinone
Cellular component (GO): mitochondrion
Source: RefSeq, a predicted model, not a curated record